AUGUUGAGCAGUAUUCAUAUCUCUCACAAUGCCAUCUCAUGGGCGGUGACUUGUGCGGCAGCGAUCACUCUUUACGUGGUGAGCAAUGCUGUCUAUAAUAUCUUUUUCCAUCCGCUGGCCAGGUAUCCUGGCCCGUUAUCGCACGCCGCCUCACGGCUCCCGUACUUCAUCCGUGUCUUCAAGGGCACUCUUCCGUUUGAUAUGCUCGACUUCCAUCAACGCUAUGGUGACAUUGUUCGGAUCGCCCCCGACGAGCUAGCCUUCUCCCACCCGGACGCAUGGAAGGAUAUCUUGGGCCACAACAAGGGAGGCUUGUACCUAGAAAAGGCUAGCUGGUUCUACAGACCUCUGGAAUAUGACCAACCACAUAUUUUCAAUGAGAGCCGCGAAGAGCACAGUCGUCUGCGGCGGCAAUUGGCCCAUAGCUUCUCCGACAAGGGGAUGAGAGAUCAAGAGCCGAUGAUCCGGGGGUAUGUUGAUCUUCUGCUGCAGAGGUUGUGCAAAGUUGGAUGCGGAGAGAAGGCCGUUGAUCUUUCCGCCUGGUACAAUUAUACAACCUUUGAUAUCAUCGGCGAUCUAUCAUUCGGUGAGUCAUUCGGCUGUCUGAAGGGCUCCAGCUACGUCGAGUGGAUUGAGAGUAUCUUUAUGGCGAUACGCUUCGCCACUGUUCUCCAGGCCCUGUCAUUCACUCCCCUAUUCAAACAGGUCUUGCUGGCCUUGGUACCCCAAUCAGUGCGCGAGAGGCGUGAGCGCCUCAAUGAAUUCACACGGCAAAAAAUGCUUCGUCGGAUGGCAAUUGCGGAGGAGCGGCCUGACUUGAUCGAAGGGCUUUUAAAGAAGAAAGAAGAGCUGAAUUUGACCGUCGACAAACUCACCGCGAAUGCUGAGACUUUGGUUAUCGCCGGCUCCGAGACGAUGGCUACUUUGCUCUCCGGCGUCACAUAUCUCAUUCUCAAAAACCCGGAAGCCUACCAGACUCUGGUAAAGGAAGUGCGAUCGGCUUUCAACAGCGAGGAGGAGAUCAACCUCUUGUCAGUUGCUAAAUUACCGUACAUGCUGGCCUGUCUGGACGAGGCAUUGCGCAUGUAUCCACCUGGUGCUGUUGGCCCUCCUCGGACAUACGUUUCGAUUCAUCAUUGGGCUCUCUAUCGACGGGAGGAGUAUUUCUCAGAUCCACAUACUUUCCACCCGGAACGAUUCCUCCGGGACCCUCGGUUCUUGCAUGAUCGACGCGACGUCCUCCAACCGUUCCAUAUUGGUCCCCGAAGCUGUCUAGGUCGCAAUCUCGCGUAUAGCGAGAUGCGCCUGAUUUUAGCCCUCAUGAUCUUCAACUUUGACAUGAAGCUGUCAGACGAUUCGCAGGAUUGGAUUCGGCAGAAAAACAUUUUAAUGUGGCAACGGGGGCCGUUGAAUGUGCAUUUGACCCCUAUCCAUAGAAACAGUUCUUAAUGGGUUGUCUAUAUAUAUCAUCUUUCGUCAGGUCAGGAAAGUAUGAUUGCUGGGAAAACGGCAGGCGUUUGAUGAGCCUUCAAUGGAGCUGCUGCUGGUGUCCAC
Molecule: messenger RNA, 1554 nt
Organism: Aspergillus pseudonomiae
Lineage: Eukaryota; Fungi; Ascomycota; Eurotiomycetes; Eurotiales; Aspergillaceae
Product: cytochrome P450
Exons: 5
Coding region: 1-1449 (482 amino acids)
Molecular function (GO): iron ion binding; heme binding; monooxygenase activity
Source: RefSeq, a predicted model, not a curated record